AUCCUUUUCUUUACCUAUCAUUGUUCAAGCACGCUAGUCUAUUUUCCUUUCAUGCUUCAGAGAAAAUCAUUCUUUUUUCCGUCUCUCUUUCGUUCGUAUAUAUAUACGGCUGUUUUCUGUUAAUGAGGAGUAGUUUAAGUGUUUUAAAAAUAAAAGGUUGGAAAAAUCGAAGAGUGACACGAUCACACUGGCAUAUCAAUAUCUAAUCCUGAUAAAACUGAAUCGACUGUUGAUUUUGAUCCCAGCCAAUCCGUCAAUAUAUUGCCCAUAUAUCCUAAUUCUCCUUCAACAAACCAUUUUGUCUUUUAUUAUUUUGACAAGCUCGUGUAUCAUUAAUUUUAUUGGCUGAACACAUGACAGAACCUGCUCCAGCAACAACACUUGAUGCAAAUGACCAAAGAUAAAUUUCAUGCAUAGUUUCAUCAUCAAGACUGGUUGAGUAAACUACGGCAUCAUUAGCAACUUUCAUGACACCACUGCCAUGCGUGUCCUGCUCAUUGCAUAUAUAAUGUUUUACUAUUGCAACAACACCUUGAUCUUGAACACCUUGAGUAUAGAAAAAUGCAUUUUCACCUGAAAGAUAUGGAUCCAAGCCAAAUCCUUCCCAGUUACGACCAUGUUGAGCAUUUCAAUCUAAAUUCACCGUAGGGACAAGUGCAUAAUAGACACCUUUGCCUCGAAAUUCUUUUCCGACUAUUGUUGAAUUUUUUUCGUUUAUUUUUAGGUAAAUGCUCAUUAUAUCGUGGCUUGUUGACUGAUUCGAUCCUUCGUUGUUUUGUUCCGUCGGUCAAUACGAAUAGCAUAUUUCGUACAGCUCAUCGUCAACAACAUCAGAUCCAAUGAAGAGUUUUUUUGCUCAAUUUAUUCAACAAAUAAACAAAUGGUUUGAUUGGUUUGAUCGAUUCAUUGAUAUUUUUCAACAUAUUAUCGAUUGGUUAAAGAUGCAUAAUGUAAAUCGUUCGAAUCAACUAUUAAUUGGUUCAUUAAGAACUCGUGACGAUCCUAAAAUGACUUUGAUUGAAAUGAGAAUAAUUAUUCUUUGCCAACUAUUCAAUUGUUUAAUUCCAUUUCAAAUUCUUAAUCCAGGAACAUUAAAUAUUCAAGAGAAUACAAUGAAAUUUCUUACAGAAUUAAAACGUUUUCAGCCAAACAAUAGGUUAACAGUAGAAGAUAAAAAAAUUCAUGAACAAAAUAUUUCUAUAAUCCAUCGUCAACAAGUUCAAUGGUCAUUGGCCAGUGAAAAUCAUGCAUGUGAGAUCACUGUUGAAUAUCGCAGUCACGGAGCAAAUGAUCGGUAUAAAACAUCAUUUCAAAAACAAAAUGUUCCUAUCCAUAAAAAUGUUCUUCAUGGCCAAUUCGAAACAGAAGAAACGACAGUAUUAGACAAUGCUUUGAUUACUAUGGAGCAUUUAUUUAAAAGUGGAACCGUUGAUAUUCAUUUACGACGUUUAACAACACAACAAUCGAAUUUUGAAAUUGGUUAUUCAAUUGAUCGUAUUCAAGUUGGAAUGAAAAAAGUAAGAGAUGAAAAUGAUCAGAGCCAACAAGGCUUUAAUCAAUGGGCGCAACAAACAAUUGAAAAUAUCUAUCAUAUUUUUACUCAAUUAGAAUUAAGUGGUCAUCCUUAUUAUCAAUUACGAGAUGAACAUUAUGAAAUACAUCUGCAGCAAACUGAUUCUAUGCUAACCGAUUUACGAAGUUAUCAAAACGCUCGAAUAGAAAAUGCUAUUCAGACUCGAAUUCAAAGUUUAGAAUUAAUAUACAAUACUUUGAAAACUACGUAUGAUAUAUGGAUACAAAAUUUGAAGAAAUAUCGUCAUGAAUGUUCAUUAUUAAAAUUAUUUUCUAAUCGUAAAAUUAUGAUUUUAAUUAUUCUAUUUCGAAUAUCAAAUGCACAGAAUCCUAUUCGAAAUCGUUUGCUGAAAAAAUUAUUUGAAUUUAAAGAUUUAGAUAAUAAAAAUGAAGAAGAACAAAAAAUUAACUAUUUAUUGUCUUGA
Didymodactylos carnosus is the source of this 1997-nucleotide messenger RNA. The record is from the annotation of a GenBank genome assembly. NCBI's taxonomy places the organism in Eukaryota, Metazoa, Rotifera, Eurotatoria, Philodinida, Philodinidae.